Molecule: messenger RNA, 511 nt
Organism: Stegodyphus dumicola
Lineage: Eukaryota; Metazoa; Arthropoda; Arachnida; Araneae; Eresidae
Product: NAD(P)H oxidoreductase RTN4IP1, mitochondrial-like
Cellular component (GO): mitochondrion
Molecular function (GO): zinc ion binding; oxidoreductase activity
Source: RefSeq, a predicted model, not a curated record
UGUAAUUGGUGAUUUUUCCACCCAUAGCUUUGAUUUCAUUUUUGAUAACAUUGAUGGACAGUAUCCAGAAUUAACAAUUAAUAAAUUGAAAACAUGGAAGAACAGCAAAUAUGUCACUGUUGUUUCACCACUGUUGAAGAAUGCUGAUGAUCGUGGUAUCAUUUUGGGGACUUUGAUGUCAGCUACACAAGCUGGUUUGGAUACAAUAAUGUCUAUAAAAGAUGGAAGAUCUUUCAGAUGGGCUUAUUUUAUUCCAAACGGAUGUGCCUUGAAAACUAUUGCUAAAAUGAUUGACAAAAAACAGAUAAAUCCAGUAAUUGAAAAAGUUUACAUGUUUGAUGAAACACCUGAAGCAUAUAGAAGGCUCUUAAAAGGCCAUGCACGUGGUAAAGUAGUUAUAAAUGUGAUGUCAGCUGAAAAUGAAAGCAUGGAUCAAAAGAAGGAAUCAAACACAAUUAAACAAAACCAAAAUGUAUAAAAAAAUAUUUAAUAAAUUUGUCUGUACAUGCUA